AUGGUUUUAUUUCUUUAUGAAAAUAUUAUACAAUAUCUCUCUCAAAAUCUAGCAUUCUGUGACCUGCCAAAAGACGAGGGAACAGGAUCAAAUGUUGUAGUCUACUUGUACUACAACAAGACUGCAGACAAGUGCUACCCAUUCCGAUACCAGGGGCAGGGAGGAAACAAAAAUCGCUUCAUUGCUGAGAUUUACUGUAUGAGAAACUGCUCAGCCAGAGCUGAGUCUGUCUAUCCAACAAAUAAAACCAAAGCAUGCCACUUACCCAAGGCUGCAGGGGACUGCUACGGCAAUUAUCUGCGGUAUUACUAUGAUUCUGGACAUGGAAAGUGUAAAAUAUUCUCUUGGACUGGUUGUGUGGGCAAUGGAAACCGAUUCUUGGAUCCUCAACGUUGCAAUACUACAUGUUUUGGACUAAAAGAUAAACAGAUGGAGAAGGAGGAGGAUGUGGAAUCAGACACAUCAGUUGGUGUCAUUUUGGGAGUUAGUUUGGGCAUUAUUGGAGGCAUCAUUCUCACCAUUGUGCUUGUUCUGAUGUUAAAAAACAACCACUUUGCGUCGGAGAUGGCGGAUGCAGCCGAAGUCAAGAUCUUCUUGCCAGCUAACACGUUGGCUGGCUGGCCUAGUGCUCUCGGUUAA
This is a messenger RNA of Electrophorus electricus (electric eel), 639 nucleotides long. The record is from RefSeq and is a predicted model, not a curated record. NCBI's taxonomy places the organism in Eukaryota, Metazoa, Chordata, Actinopteri, Gymnotiformes, Gymnotidae.